This is a messenger RNA of Perca fluviatilis (European perch), 5520 nucleotides long. RefSeq names its product glypican-1-like. Gene Ontology annotation, molecular function: fibroblast growth factor binding. NCBI's taxonomy places the organism in Eukaryota, Metazoa, Chordata, Actinopteri, Perciformes, Percidae. Gene Ontology annotation, biological process: negative regulation of fibroblast growth factor receptor signaling pathway; cell migration; regulation of protein localization to membrane. Gene Ontology annotation, cellular component: cell surface; plasma membrane; extracellular region. The record is from RefSeq and is a predicted model, not a curated record.
AGUGGCAGCGCUGGCAUAGCAUCGUUCAGAAUAUCCUGAGCCGGGGACGAUCGAGCUGCGGUAGCUGCCUGUGCGCACCCCAUAUAGCCGGUGAACCUAAACCCACAACAGUGGAUAUAUCAGACAGGGGGGGUCUGCUCUCAUCUUGGGCACAGCGUGAGAAGAUUCAAUUGUUUGCGGGGAAAUUAAUAAAGCUCCUUUCCUUUCCUGUCCUGUCCUGUCCUGUCCAGUCCACAUCGGCCCCUAGGAGUGGGAAGACACGGGACCUCUGCGCUGUGAAGAGUCGCUUCUGUGCCGUGCGCGGAGAGCAGUACGCACCAGAAAGGGCAGCAGGGAUAUACAGUAGGAAGGUGGAGGAUAUUUUACGCACAGCAGCACUCAGUAGCCCUGUUUCACACGCGGCCACUUACCGGGAGUCUCCUGCUCCGUUUAGGUCUCAAGACAGUCGCUUCGUCGGAUUUGCACUUGACUAAGUCCACAUAGCCCGCAGCAGUCGGCUGGGAUGGAUUCCUUCAUCAUCGCGGCUCUGGCAGUGUGCUCUCUAACGGCACCAGCCUAUGGCGACAAAGGGACCAGCAAAGCCCGGAGUUGUUCGGAUAUCAGGCAGUUUUAUAGCGGGAAAGGAUUCGCUCUGGAUGGUGUCCCUCAGUCCGAAAUAUCAGGGGAGCACCUGCGCAUCUGUCCCCAGGGUUACACCUGCUGCACCAGUGACAUGGAGGAUAACUUGGCCUCGCUAAGCCACAGGGAGAUAGAGGGACUCCUCAAAGAUGUUGGCCGAUCCUUACAGACCUCACUCACUGGACAGUACAAGGCCUUCGAUGGUUCCUUCCUGGAGUUGCUGAACCGCUCGACGAUUAGUCUACAGGAGACUUUCCCUCCAACUUGGGGCUCCGUAUACUCCCAGAACUCCCAGUUCUUCUCUGACCUGUAUACGGAUUUGAGGCACUAUUACCGAGGCUCCAAUGUCAACCUGGAAGAGGUGCUCAACGAAUUCUGGGCCAGGCUGCUGGAGAAGCUCUUCUACCAGGCAAACAAGCAAUAUGUCAUAGGUGAGGAGUACCUGGAGUGUGUGUCCAAGCAGAUAGAGACACUGCGGCCCUUUGGAGACACACCCCGUGUGAUGAAGAUGAUGGUCACACGCACAUUUGUGGCAGCACGCUCUUUUGUUCAGGGACUGGUGGUCAGUGGGGAGGUGGUGCGCAAAGUGUCCCAGGUGCAGAUGAGCACUGAGUGCACGCGGGCCAUGAUGAGGAUGACUUACUGUCCCCACUGCCGCGGCAUGGCCUCUGCCAGACCGUGUGCCAACUACUGCAGCAACGUCAUGAAGGGCUGUCUGGCCAACCAGGCUGACCUCAACACCGAGUGGAGACAUCUGGCAGAAACAAUGAUGCAGGUGGCCGGUCGCUUCAAUGGUCCAUCUGGUGUGGAGAGCGUGGUCCUUACCCUCCCCAAUCGCAUAUCAGAAGGCAUGUCUACCAUGAUGGAGAAUAUAGAGACCAUCAACAGCAAGUUGUUCCAGGCGUGUGGCAACAUCAGAGAGGGAGGAACCAGCAGCACGGGACCCGACGACACCAUGAAGAGAGUGAAGGUUACAGUGGAGGACAAGUUGGGAACCAGCUCUAACAAAAUGGACAAACUGGUGUCUGAUGUAACCGCGAGACUGAGGGACAUGCAGCCGUACUGGGUUUCUCUCCCAAACAUUCUCUGCAGUGACAGAGUGGCCACUGGAACAGGGGCCGAGGAUAAGUGCUGGAACGGCAUGAACCGUGCCAGGUACCUUCCCGAGGUGAUCGGUGAUGGCCUCGCCAGCCAGAUCAACAACCCUGAGGUGGAAACCGACAUCACCAAACCAGACAUGACAAUACGCCAACAGAUAAUGCAGCUGAAGAUCAUGACGCACCGUUUGAAGAAUGCUCUCAACGGCCAGGAUGUGGACUUUCAGGACACCAGUGAUGAUGUCAGCGGUUCAGGAAGCGGCAUGUGCGCCGACGAUAUGUGUUCCCGUGGCCCACGCCUUGUCCCCAUCACCGACCGACCCAAAUUCUUUCAACCCCCUCCAGUUAACGAAGGGGUGAAAGGAAACCACGCCAAGCAGAACCUCCCCUGCAUUACCAUUUACCUGCUUCCACUACUUAUUUUGCUGCUCCGGCGAUAAUUGACGGGGAAUCUACCAACUGGGACUGAGUUUGGGACACGGAGGUUGGGGAGAGUCUGAAAGGGGAGGGAGGAGAAGUUGGGGGUUAGUUACUUUGCCAAAACUAAAUACUAAGUGUAAGGAAAAAAACAACAAAAAUCACUUGGACGGACUUCCUUUUGGUUUUGGAUUAGAAGAAAAUGGAAUUAUGAGUAUUCAUAAAUGUUUUGGUUCUGCUCUUUUCUUUUAUUUCUUGCUAUAUUAUGACACCAUUAGAGCUGGUCUUUGCACAUCGUCUAAUGUUUUGUUUCUGGUUUUUGGGUUCUCUGAGAUUAUAUCUACCUAAGACAUGUGUAAGACUAUAUUGCUCACAGUAUGUUGGUGUUGACACCACAGGGAGAGGGAGAAUGGGGCUUUGCAGUGGCGCUUAGAUACAUAUAUUUGUUAUUCCACUCCUUUUUUUUUAAAACGGCACUUGUGUUCAGUAGAAUUAUUUAUUGAUCAAUAACCCAUUACAGAGCCCAGAGUGGUUUAAUCACUCCCCAAUAUUUAUAGAAAAUAUAGAUGAACCACAAACUUAAAUGAAAUACAAUAUUGAUGACUUUUUAAAGGAGGAUAAUCUGGACAGCACGACCCAGCAGACCUCUUAAUGCAUUAAGCCUCACAAUAUGAUUACACUCUCAACACACACUCUCUCACAGCAAGGAUGCGAGCACUCGGCGUCAGCACUUUUUAGCCAUUUCAUCAUGUAAGCUGUAAUAAUAGCCGUGAUCACAUUCACACUGACAUGAUCGUCUAAUGUGGGAGUAACGUGACCCGUCAGCCACUCUAUCCAUCCGCUCAUCCCUACAUUCCCUCUGCUGGGGCAGAUCUCCCUCUCUCUCUCUCUCUCUCUUUCUCUCUCUCUCUCUCUCUCUCCCUCUCUCCAGACUCUGCCGGCUGUGUGGGAUCAACUCGAGAGUCUGGUGUAACCAUAACACAUGCUGGGCCGGGCCAGGUCUCAGAUGACAGCAUCUUCCCACUAUAGAGCGCUGUAUGUGGAAUGGGGGUGUCAGUUUAAGAUUGCCAUCACGGCAAAGGAUUGACAGUUCACGAUGUUGGAAACGUGUAGCAGAACAGAAAUGUACACGGAAGCAAAAACACUGCUGUCAUGUAGCGCUUUUUUUUUUUUCUUUUCAGUAUUCUUUUUAUGUGCACAGCAGAGCAACAAUAUAAUAUGCAUAAUUUUGUGUGUUCCCUGCAAAGGCCCAGUGCUCCUGUGAUUAGCAUCGAAAUUGCAGCUUGCGUUUUUGUCUCAUUGCAGCAAUGAUCCAUAUCACAGUAACAGCCACACCAUGCACGUCUUUGUAUCGUACUUACCUAUUUGUAUGGCAGACACAACAGUGUACAUGCUUUUGGUUGUUUUCCAGAAGAAAAAAAAAAAAAUCACCAGUUAGCUAUCCAAAUUUUAUAACGGCCGGCAUCUUAUGCUAUAACUCUUAUUUCAUUCAUCAUCUGUCAUCGCGUAUCCAUAUCUGCCUUCCCUUUCUCUGCAAACUUUUCUAUAUCAGUGCCUCUUUAUUCCCACCCCCUACUCCCGCUACCCUCCUCCCCGCUCAUCAGUUAUAACGACCUUUAAAGCGUCCCUCAUGCUUCUUCAGUUGUUAUGGUGGCAAGGCAAUAUGACAAUGACACUGUUUCAUUAUGUGUCAACCUUAUUGGGAAUGUUGCGGGAACACAGUUUUAAGGCUUUUCCUGAUGAGAAUGCUUGUUGGGGAGAAAACAUACCACACGUGUGGACAGGAUGAUGGGACGAUGCUUGCAUGUGUGUAUAUUUGUGUGUGAAUGUGUGGACUUGUCUUUGAUUGAUAGAGCAAAAGAGGGACAGAUGAUAGAGCCUUUAUAAACCUUGUUUGGAGGGCACGGAAAUGAAAUGUAUUAAAAUGUAUCGGACUAACAUUGUCUGACUUAGUGCGAUACAACUGACAGCAACGGGAGAUGAAUAUAGCUCAUUUUUCCCCCACCAAAAAUUGGAUUUUCAACCAAUCCUAAUCCGUAUUGAUGGUAUCUCUGCUUGUCAGUAUUGUAUGUGACAGAUACAUUUAAUUUGGAGGACGGGAAUUGACACAUAGUUUUAAAAUACAUCACUGCUUUAGUUGCACGUUGGGACAAUCCACCAUGAUUCAUUUAAUGAGAAAAAAAAACUAUAUGCAUCUGACAGUUGAUAAUACUGCAGCUCCGAUUAAGUUGUUGGAGGCUCUGUCAAAUUUUGAGAACCACAUCUGUUAGAUACUUGGUUAAUUACUGCUCUGAAAAUAGGUGAGGCUGUUGUCAAGUGUUACCUGACAUGUUACUUUGAUGAUAUUUUCUUUUUUUUCCUCUCGACUUGCUUAAUUAAUGUUUGCUGUGCGUAUGUGUGUCUAUGUGCGGCGUGUGUCUGUCUUUCUGUUAGUCCCUGGUUAAAGAAAUCUGCCUGUGACUGCCUUUGCCAUUUUGUCUAGGGUUGGGGUCCAUUUUUAGAUUCAAAAACAGAGAUAUAAUGAUAUUAGAUAGGGGAAAAAUACACAUAUUGAACAAAGAACAAUUAGUAAGAGCACUACAUUAGUCUUCUUUUUGUGACCCUCUAGACAAAUCUGAAUUUGAAUGUGAAAGUCCACAUUAAGCCCUGUAAAGAAUGAGAAAUGACUCCAACUGUGAUGGUGACAUUCCAAUUCAAAGACAACUUGCGACUCACAACUUCAGUUUCAAUGACUGCCUCACAAUGUCAUCGGCUGAAAUUUGCACAACCCCCCAACCCUCCCCUCCUUCUCUCCUCCUCCACCUUUUGAUCUCAUUAAUUUGUUGCUCAAAGUCCCCCUCCCUUUUAUAAAACCUGCACUUUUAUGAGGCCAAUGAAUGGCAUUGUCUGCACAUAGACAUCACAAGAUGGUCGAUCAAUAUGUGAGUCAACACCUUCCAAAAACGACUAUUGAUUGGGGAUGUGCGUAUGCAGAUAGAUAUGGCCCAGCAAGACGUCUCCUGUUCAACUAUGGUGAAACAGUGUAAAAACAAAGAGGCAGGAAGAAAGGUUGUGGAGUGCUGAUCUUAAAUCAGUGUGUGCACCUUAAUCCUGCACUCAUUCAUUAGGUGGAAACAUGCAAAGCCGGUUAUCCCACCAUUUAAAGACGGCUUUAUUCUACACCGUUUGUUGAAUACGAGGAAUUUCUUAAAGGUGCCAAUUUAUGAGGAACAAAGUACUUUUAAUUCUCGUUUUUAUGUACUUUGGUUUUGUUGUUAUCAGAAAUCUAUGGAGAGUUUGUGCUUAUGUCGAAGAUAGAUGCCAGAAAGAGGUUGAAAAUUACAAAUGUCUCAUUUGCUGUUGUACCUGAAAUCUUGUGUCAAUUAUAUACAUUGUAAGAUUUUCAACA